Molecule: messenger RNA, 803 nt
Organism: Brachypodium distachyon (stiff brome)
Lineage: Eukaryota; Viridiplantae; Streptophyta; Magnoliopsida; Poales; Poaceae
Product: 30S ribosomal protein S13, chloroplastic
Exons: 3
Coding region: 104-619 (171 amino acids)
Biological process (GO): translation
Cellular component (GO): mitochondrion; ribosome; small ribosomal subunit
Molecular function (GO): RNA binding; structural constituent of ribosome
Source: RefSeq, a predicted model, not a curated record
GCCUGCAGGCUGCAGCCACCUUAUCGGCUUCCUCCCGUUCUAUCCGGGGCACAAGGUUUGGGCGAGAAACAACACAGCACAGCUCCUCGUCGGGAGAGCAGAAAUGGCGACCCUCUCCAUGGUCUCCGUCCCCAUCGCCACCUCCUCUCUCCCCCUCGCCACGCGAAGCCGCAGCUCCUCCCUCUCCUUUCCCGCUUCCAAGAAGGGAGGUAUUGGCCACGGUGGCCUGCGGAUCGAGUGCAUCCGUAUUGGUGGUGUUGAGAUACCCAACCACAAGAGGGUGGAGUACUCUCUGCAGUACAUCCACGGCAUUGGAAGGGCGCGCUCCCGUCAGAUCCUUUUGGACCUCAGUUUCGACAACAAGGUCACCAAGGACCUCUCCGAGGAGGAGGUCAUCACCCUCCGUAAGGAGGUCACCAAGUACAUGAUUGAGGGAGACCUUAAACGUUUCAACCGUGUGGCGAUCGAGAGGAUGAAGGAGAUCAGGUGCUACAAGGGCAUCCGGCACAAGCUCGGGCUCCCGGUCCGUGGCCAGAGGACAAAGAACAACUGCAGGACGCUCAAGGGGAAGAGGGCUUCCGUUGCCAAGAAGAAGUCGUCUUCCUCGUCCGAGGAAUAACAAGUCCACAUUGCUAUGUAUUUUACCUCCUGUUUCGGUUUUCCUGUACUGCAUUACAGCACUACCGUUCGGUACUAGUACCCUUUUUCAAGUUCUUCGUGCUGUCAUACAUUGAACUGUGGAGUGUGGAGACAUGUUCAGCUGCUGCAAAUCUAUAUAUAGCCAUGGAAUCUCUUCUCUUGAA